AUGUUAAUCGAGCCGAAAUUAACAAAUACAUCGAAACAUUUCGGUAAACCACCCAAUAAACAAAAUCCUUUAUUACAAAGCUUAGGUGUUCCGCAUAUAGAUUCCUUUAACUAUAUGCUAGAAGAUGGUCUUUCCGAGGCUGUCCAAGAUAAUCCACUUGUUUAUAUUCAUCUUCCAAAUGAAGAUAAAGUAGCUUUAUGGCUUGAUGACGUAUCCAUCCAUCAGCCUGUUGUUCCUUCUGGUACAAUUGGGGUAAAGAAUCAUAAAAUUUACCCUACAGAAUGUCGUCAGAGGCGAUGUACUUACAAAGGGAAGAUCACAGUUAAAGUGGGUUGGAGCAUCAAUGGUAAAGUGCAAGAGACUCUUGAAAGAGAUUUAGGAGAGGUUCCAAUUAUGGUUAAGUCCAAUAGAUGUCACUUGCAUAAAAUGAGUCCAAAAGAACUUGUUGCACAUGGAGAACACGAACAAGAAUGGGGUGGAUAUUUUAUAAUCAAAGGACUGGAGAGACUUAUAAGAAUGUUAUUAAUGACAAGGAGGAAUUAUCCUAUAGCUAUUAAGAGAUCAGGUUGGAAAGCUCGUGGCGUACAAUUUAGCGAUCUUGGCUUACUUUUAAGAUGUGUGCGUGAUGAUAAUACUGCAGUUAACAAUACUUUGCACUAUGUAACUGAUGGUUCGGCAAAAUUAAUGUUUACGCAUAGGAAAAUUUUAUAUUACGUUCCGCUCAUUUUAAUGUUAAAGUGUUUAAUCGAUGCUUCGGAUAUCUUUAUUUAUAACGCAUUGGUAGCUGGACGUGAAGAUGAUAUUUGGUACAAAAGUUGUAUCUCAAAUAUGUUACGUGCCAUACACGAACAAGAUUUACACAGUCACGAAGACUGCAAAGCUUACAUAGGAAGAAUGUUUAGAAUAAAAUUUUUCGAACUUCCUCAAGAUGCCACCGAUGUAGAUGUUUGUGACUUUAUUAUUAAGCAUUGUAUAGCAAUUCAUCUGAACGAUCCGUUAGAUAAAUUUUACUUACUCGUAUUUAUGACAAAAAAGUUGUUCGUUCUUGCAAAUAAUAAGUGUGCCGUUGAAGGAGCUGAUGCUGUGAUGAUGCAGGAAUGUUUACUUGGCGGUCAUUUAUAUUUGCAAGUAUUGAAAGAGAAAUUGUACAACUGGUUGAAUAUUUUAAAAACAAAUAUUUUAAAACGUGCAAGGAGCGCUGGUAACAGAUACGCUUUAAACGUGCAGGAAAUGUUGAAUGUGAUGAAACAUGGAAAUUUCCUUGAUUCGCAAAUGGAAAACUUUUUAUCCACUGGAAAUUUAAGAUCGUCGACAGGUUUAGGGCUGAUGCAAAAUACGGGUCUUACAAUUGUUGCUGAAAAUAUUAAUAGGAUGCGUUACAUGAGUCACUUUCGUGCUAUACACAGGGGUUCCUUCUUUCAAGAAAUGAGAACUACGGAAGCUAGACAACUAUUGCCUGACGCAUGGGGUUUCAUUUGUCCUGUGCACACACCUGACGGUGCUCCGUGUGGUCUUUUGAAUCAUUUAACAAUGAACUGCAUUAUUACAAAACAUCCAGAUCCAAAACUAAAAGCCAAUGUACCUAUCAUACUAAUGGACCUUGGAAUGAUUCCAUUAUCCAUUGUAGACAAUUGGCAAAAUUCAUACGUCGUGAUGUUAGACGGGAAAUUGAUUGGAUUAAUAGAUGACAGUAUAAUUAGCAGAGUGACUGAUAAAUUACGAUUACUUAAAAUAAAAGGAGAGGAGGUUCCGCACACGAUGGAAAUAGCACUCGUGCCAAAGAAAAAUGUACCGGCUCAGUAUCCAGGAUUAUAUUUGUUCACGAAUGCAGCUCGCAUGAUGAGGCCAGUAAUGAAUUUAGCUUGUAAAAAAAUUGAAUAUAUAGGAACGUUUGAGCAAAUUUAUUUAGAAAUUUGUGUCACGCCCGAGGAAGCUUAUAAAGGACUAACGACGCAUCAAGAAUUAUCAAAAACAGCGUUCUUAAGUAAUUUAGCAAGUCUAAUUCCAAUGCCAGAUUACAAUCAAAGUCCGCGAAAUAUGUAUCAGUGUCAGAUGGGUAAACAAACAAUGGGUACUCCGUGUCAUACGUGGCAAUUGCAAUCCGAAACUAAAUUAUACAGACUUCAAACACCUGCAACACCAUUCUUUCGACCUGUACAUUACGAUAAAAUUGAUCUCGACGAUUUUGCUAUGGGUACUAAUGCAAUAGUUGCUGUUAUUUCGUACACGGGCUAUGAUAUGGAAGACGCAAUGAUUAUAAAUAAAGCAGCAUAUGACAGGGGUUUUGCACACGGAAUGAUUUAUAAAUCGGAAUUCGUAGAUUUGAAAGAUCAAAGAAGUUAUUUUGCACGAAAUCCUGAUAAACCCGAACUCGCAGAAAAAUUAGAUACCGAUGGUCUUCCUGUACCGGGUACAAUUAUCAAGGAAAACGAUGUUUAUUAUUGUUAUUACGAUGCAGAUAAAUCGACAUACGUCACUGGUAAAUAUCAUGGGAAAGAAGAUGCUUACGUCGAUAAUGUAAAACUCUGUGGAACAUUGCAUAGUCACAUUCCACGUAGAGCUUGUAUCACUUUUCGUAUUCCACGAAAUCCAAGCGUUGGAGACAAAUUUGCUUCAAGAGCAGGGCAAAAAGGUAUCUGUUCGCAAAAGUGGCCAGCGGAGGAUUUACCAUUCACUGAAACUGGUCUGAUCCCCGAUAUCAUAUUUAAUCCUCACGGUUUCCCAAGUCGUAUGACAAUAGCCAUGAUGAUCGAAAUAAUGGCUGGAAAAUCAGCAGCUAUACAUGGAUUAGUACACGAUGCAACAUCCUUUAGAUUUAACGAGGAUGAAACAGCAGUAGAGUACUUUGGAAAAUUAUUGGAACGCGGCGGUUAUAAUUAUUAUGGAACGGAAAGAUUGUACUCGGGGAUAGAUGGAAGAGAAUUGACUGCCGAUAUUUUCUUUGGAGUAGUACAUUAUCAGCGAUUGAGACACAUGGUUUCAGAUAAAUGGCAGGUUAGAAGUACGGGUCCCGUCGAUGUUUUAACGAGACAACCGAUAAAGGGUAGACGAAGAGGUGGCGGUGUUCGAUUCGGAGAGAUGGAACGUGAUUCGUUAAUAUCUCAUGGUUGUGCAUUUUUGCUUCAAGAUCGUCUCUUCCACUGUUCAGAUAAAACUACGACAUUGGUAUGUCAAAAAUGUGGGACGCUAUUGGGUCCUAUAACGGAAAUGUCUGUAACUACGCCAGGAUUAAACGACAAAACGAGAUGUCGUCUCUGCGGUGACGACGAGUCCGUGAGAGAUGUUGAAAUACCAUAUAUCUUUCGGUAUCUCGUAACGCAAUUAACAUCUUGUAAUAUUAACGUGAAACUGUCAUUCGUAGAGAAAUGAAGAUUAUUGGAGUGUACAUAGCUUUGUACUUUCUUCUAACUAUUGUAUAAUAAUAAUAAUACUUUAUUUUUUCUUUCCAACA
Molecule: messenger RNA, 3451 nt
Organism: Osmia lignaria (orchard mason bee)
Lineage: Eukaryota; Metazoa; Arthropoda; Insecta; Hymenoptera; Megachilidae
Gene: RpI135
Product: RNA polymerase I subunit Rpl135
Biological process (GO): DNA-templated transcription
Cellular component (GO): nucleus
Molecular function (GO): DNA-directed RNA polymerase activity; DNA binding; ribonucleoside binding
Source: RefSeq, a predicted model, not a curated record